Messenger RNA from Etheostoma spectabile (orangethroat darter), 2923 nucleotides. RefSeq names its product choline transporter-like protein 5-A. Gene Ontology annotation, molecular function: transmembrane transporter activity. Gene Ontology annotation, biological process: transmembrane transport. The record is from RefSeq and is a predicted model, not a curated record. NCBI's taxonomy places the organism in Eukaryota, Metazoa, Chordata, Actinopteri, Perciformes, Percidae. The transcript is spliced from 22 exons. Gene Ontology annotation, cellular component: membrane. The coding region runs from base 186 to 2375 and encodes 729 amino acids.
CAAACACACGUUGGCGUGACGUCUCUACAGAGAGAGCGCGAGCGUGUCGGAGCCUGCAGGUGGUCUAUGUGGGAGAAGGGAGGGAGCAGAGGAGCUGCGGAGCACCGAAUGAACAAGCGUUACCUUCACAAACAGCGAGUGGCUUCUUUAUUCCUCUCUUUCUUUGUCCACCGCCAGCACGCGCCAUGGCGCCCCGCCGGUACAGCCCGAGCAGCUCCGCCGCCGUGCAGAGCGACACCGCCGCUGGAGCAGCACCCCCGGCUCGCCACUACGGAGAACCACACAAGUUUGAUCCUUCCUUCAGAGGUCCAGUCCGCAGAAGAUGCUGCACUGAUAUCUUAUGUUGUUUGAUCUUCAUCAUUGUCAUCUUCUCAUAUAUGGCCCUGGGGAUAGUGGCCUGGUUACAUGGGGAUCCCAGGAAGGUGCUCUAUCCGACAGACAGCAAUGGCCAGUUCUGUGGUCAGAAAGGGACUUCUAAUGAGAGGAAACCCAUCCUAUUCUAUUUCAACAUCUUGAAAUGUGCCAACCCGGCUAUACUAAUCAACCUUCAGUGCCCCACAACUCAGAUGUGUUUGUCAAAGUGCCCAGACAGGUUUGCCACCUACACUGAGAUGCAGCUGCAACAUAAACUCAGCAAGAGUUACUGGGAAUAUUACAGACAGUUCUGUAAGCCUGGCUUUAAUAACCCUGACAAGCCAGUGUCUCAGGUUCUGCGAGACGAGGACUGUCCCUCCAUGAUUGUACCUAGUAGACCAUUUCUCCAGAGAUGUCUCCCAGACUUCAUCACUCUGAAUGGGACUUUGACUGUAGCCAACAGAACCAGCUUUAAAGAUGCUCUGGAAAUGGCCCAUAGUGUGACUGAACUUCAACAUGCUGCCAAGGGUAUAACAGGACUGGUGGACACCAGGGAUCUAGGCAUGAAGAUAGUGGAGGAUUAUGCCAAGUCAUGGCCAUGGAUACUCAUAGGUCUGCUGAUCUCCCUGGCUGUUAGUCUGCUCUUCAUCCUGCUGCUGAGGUUCACAGCUGGCGCUCUGCUCUGGGCUACCAUCAUCACUGUCAUCCUACUGCUGGCAUAUGGUAUGUGGUACUGCUCCAUGGUACUGUCCCAGCUGAGACACACUGCUGGCUCUGAAGUUGCCAUUGUAGAAGUCGGCCUGCACACUGACCUGCAUGUCUAUCUACAACUCACACAGACAUGGAUUAUAUUAUUGGUGUGUCUGGGACUGGCAGAAGCUUCCAUCCUGUUGAUGUUGAUCUUCCUGAGGAGACGAGUGCGAGUGGCAAUUGCCCUGCUCAGAGAGGCAAGCAAAGCCAUCGGUUGCAUCAUGUCCACGCUGUUCUUUCCAUGCAUUACCUUUCUCUUGGUGACUGUUUGCAUCUCCUACUGGGCCAUUACCGCUGUGUACCUUGCAUCGUCAGGUGAGGCUGUCUACAAGGUGAUGUCUCCUGAUGUCAGCUGUCCCUAUGCCAACGGCACAUGCAACCCUGAGACUUUCAACAGGAGCAACAUCUCCCAGUCAGCGCUGUGCCAGGCUAGUCAGUGUCUGUUUGCCUUCUACGGUGGCGAGACGUCCUAUCACCGCCACCUCUUCCGGCUGCAGCUCUACAACCUGCUGAUCUUCCUCUGGCUGCUCAACUUCAGCUUGGCCCUGGAGCAGUGCACCUUGGCUGGGACCUUUGCUAGUUACUAUUGGGCCAGGAGGAAGCCUCAGGAUAUCCCUUCAUGCCCACUCUUCUCAUCUUUCAGCAGGGCUAUCAGGUAUCACACAGGCACCCUGGCCUUCGGAGCUCUCAUUCUCUCAGUCGCACAACUGGUCCGGAUCGUAUUGGAAUACCUAGAGAACAAACUAAGAGGCAUUGACAACAGCCUGUCCAGGUUCAUCAUGCACUGUCUGAAAUGCUGUUUCUGGUGUUUGGAAAAGGUCAUACGCUACAUGAACCGUAAUGCCUAUAUCAUGGUGGCCAUCUAUGGGAAGAACUUCUGCAGCUCAGCCAGAGAAGCCUUCUUCCUCCUGAUGAGGAAUGUGGUCAGGGUUGCAGUUUUGGACCGAGUGACAGACUUCCUGUUGUUUCUGGGCAAAGUGCUGAUAGCAGGAGGAGUUGGUGUUGUUGCAUUCUUCUUCUUCACAAGGAAGAUCCCAGUUAUCCAGGAGGAGGAGCCCAACCUCAACUACUACUGGGUCCCCCUGCUGACUGUGGUGAUGGGUGCCUACCUGAUUGCUCAUGGAUUCUUCAGCGUCUAUGCCAUGUGUGUUGACACACUCUUCCUCUGCUUCUGCGAUGACUUGGAGAGGCACGAUGGGAGUUCAAGAAAACCUUUCCUCAUGUCCCCAGAGCUGCACAGAAUUUUGGGAAAAUCCAGUCAGUUGCCUUGAUAUGUAAUCCUCCUGUCCCGUCCCUGAGCAACCGGUGCUGAGUGGACCAUGCUCUCCGUAACACUGAGCAGGGCUGACAGGUCGGACUGCUAAGCAACAUGUGGAUGCACAGGAGCAGCAUCCCUCAUGAUAACCACUGGGCAACAGUGACAGCACAUGUCAGACAUGUAUGGAACCAAUAGUAAAGUCAGAAUCAAAGACUUCCAGUUCCCUUCCAGUUGCAGUUGGUCUGAAGUCAUGUUUAAGAAAUGAGUCAGUGAGAAGAACCUUGUUUUGUAUUCAGUGCAGUUCAGAUUCAGUUCAUGUGUUUGAAAAAGCCUCCUUUGAACGUGUAAUUGUACCUUUUAAUGUGCUGUGUGUUUUGGAUGAAUGUUUGAAAAAAUGUUCGGCAAAAAAUUGAAAAUGUGUGAAAAUCAGUUUGUACCAAAAGCUCCACCUCAAGUUUCAAAUCAUUUAUAUAACCUGUUCGUUUUAUAAGAUGGAUUGAUUUUGUAUUGGGUCUUUGUUUUUUUAUUUGUAAAGCGGAUUUAAUUAAAAUAUAAUAAAAA